Molecule: messenger RNA, 1525 nt
Organism: Cutaneotrichosporon oleaginosum
Lineage: Eukaryota; Fungi; Basidiomycota; Tremellomycetes; Trichosporonales; Trichosporonaceae
Cellular component (GO): cytoplasm
Molecular function (GO): alcohol dehydrogenase (NAD+) activity
Source: RefSeq, a predicted model, not a curated record
CCCGGCUUCCCAUAGUUUGGACGUACAUCUACUGCGCUUCUGCCAUUUGUGCUGAGAGGCAGGUUGACGGAUGAACGCAAUGCUGUCUUCCCUGGCGCUACUGAGCGCGAUGCGUUGUCGCUGAAGCAGGACCGCCGCUGGAGGUGCGGCGACGAGGGUAAUCUUUCGUUUCUCCAAAAUGUUCAAGUCCAGCGGAUAUCCAGCCUCCUGGGGCCGCCGGCACCGAGAUGUCCGGCCAUCGAGGCCCCGCACUUCUCAUUAACCAAGCAACUUCAUCUUCUCCACGCGCAUCUGGCGGCACACACUCACUGACAUGCUCGAAAUACCACGCACGCAGACCGUCGCCGAGGUCGUGAACCCGGGCCCCGACGCCCGCAUGGCGAUCCGGCACGAUGCGCCAGUCGCCACCCCAGGUCCUGGCGAGGUGCUGCUCAAGCUCGAGUGCACCGGCGUGUGCCACUCGGACAUCCGCGCAUAUCUCGGCUGGGGGCCGUACAACGCGAUCGUGGGGCACGAGGGCGUGGGCAGGGUAGUCGCGCCGGCGGGGCAUGAGCUGCUCGGCGCGAGGGUCGGGAUCAAGUGGCUGCACAACGCGUGUGGAGCGUGCAGCCUCUGCAGGAAGGGCAGGCCGAACAACUGCGCCAGCCAGACCAAUACGGGAAAGCACGUGCCGGGGACACUGGCGCAAUAUGUUGUCGGGGCUGCCACGCACGUCUCGCGUAUCCCGGAGGGGCUGGCGAGCGAGGUGGCUGCGCCACUCCUGUGUGCGGGCCUCACGAUGGUCGGCGCGCUGAAUCCGCUCAAGGAGCUGGAGAAGGGCGACUGGGUCGUCAUCUCCGGCUCAGGAGGCGGGCUGGGACAUGUCGGCGUGCAGCUUGCCGCGGCACGGGGUCUGCGCGUCAUUGCGGUCGACGCGGGGAAAAGUAAGAAGACGCUGAGCCUCGAGAGCGGCGCCACAGCAUUCAUCGACUACAAAACAGACGAUGUGGCCUCGGAGGUGAGAAGAAUCACGGAGGAGGGCGCACACGCAGCCAUUGUCGUGCCAGGCGACGCGACGGCCUUCGAGGCUGCGCCGCCGCUGGUGAGGAACGGCGGCGUAAUCGUGUGCGUGGGAUUGCCGCCGAACGACUACACCCUGCCUAUAGGCGCGAGCAUCCUCUCGGCUCGAGCUCUGACCGUGACGGGUGUGUCUGUCGGCACGGAAAAGGAGAUGGACGAGCUCCUCGCACUUGCGGCAGAUGGCAGGGUUACCUCCAAAGUCGAGGUUGUCGACUUUGAGCGGAUCGGGGAGGUGAUGGAGCGGCUGAAGAACGACGAGAUCACGGGGCGGGUUGUAGUCCGGCUGCCUCAGUAGCAGGCAAGGCUGCGAUAGUUCAGCGCUUGGGGGUAUCGAUGUAGGCCUGUGUGUCGGAUGCAAAGAGCUCCCGGAGAUAAGAGCAAUUCAAGCGAUCGCCCAGACAGCCAUACGCAGUACCGCAGGUCCCGCAGCGCAAUGCUGAAAUGCUGAAUAUAAAGAAGCACCGGA